Messenger RNA from Sinocyclocheilus rhinocerous, 429 nucleotides. RefSeq names its product rho guanine nucleotide exchange factor 26-like. The transcript has 4 exons. Gene Ontology annotation, molecular function: guanyl-nucleotide exchange factor activity. Gene Ontology annotation, biological process: activation of GTPase activity. The record is from RefSeq and is a predicted model, not a curated record. NCBI's taxonomy places the organism in Eukaryota, Metazoa, Chordata, Actinopteri, Cypriniformes, Cyprinidae. Bases 1 to 429 code for a protein of 142 amino acids.
AUGAUCUCCUUCCUCAUCCUUCCCAUGCAGAGAGUCACACGGCUGCCCCUGUUGAUGGAUCCAUUCCCACUGGUGUCGUCCUCCCGCUGGAUGGUGAAGCGUGAUGAGCUAACAGCUUUUGUAGAGGAAAAUGGCAUCUUUUCCAAAAGAACGUCUCGCCAGCAGGUCUAUUUCUUCCUCUUCAAUGAUGUCCUCAUUGUAACACGAAAGAAAAGUGAGGAGAGUUAUACAGUUAUAGACUGCGCACUGAGAGAUCAGAUAUAUGUGGGGUCAUGUCAGGCAGAGGACCUGAAUCUCUCUCCUGUCCGUGGCACUGCGGGAAUGCUGACGUCACGGCAGAACGUUGCCAGCCACCUGUUCCAGAUCAGAUUCCGCAGCAACCACUCUGGAGACAAAGUCACCAUGAUCUUGGGGGUGGAGCUACUGUAG